CUUCCCUCGACAAACAAGAGAAAGAGAGUAAUUCAUAUUUCUAGCUUCCUCUUCGCCUUUCUCAUUCCACAUCACCCACAUCCACACACUCACACAAACGUUCUCUUUCUCUCUCUUCUCGCCCUCUUUUUAUCCUACAGUUUUUCUCCGAAAUUCAUUAUAAACACAACCCCAUUUUCGUCAUCCAUCACAUCAGUUGAAAGUACAACAACAUCCUCUUUUUCCUCUGAUCUGCCGCCUCCUCGACAACCACUCUCAGUGUCUGACCAUUUGAAAAGAAAUAAUAAUAUUGCUUACUGCCAUAUACUGAAGGCAAUGUCAUUCACCUUCUUGGCACCAAAUAGCGCUGUUCGCCCUUUGAACAGGCCACAGCGAGCCCGAAAGAGCAGACUGUUCCGUGAGGAACCCAUCUUAUCAGACGAGACCUCUGAAGAAUGCAACGUUCGCCUCGCCACCAAGCGCAAUACUACCAUAAAUGAAAACUACCUUAGAGCUUCCGCGAAACACUAUUGGGAGCUAGAGCAUCGGUCCGCUCAAAAUACCGCAAGUCUUGACAGCAAUAGCAACUUUUCUGUCGAAAGUAUGGACGACAACAGUAACGAUGGAGAUGGCUCUGACAGUGACAUGGACGACCAUAUAGAAGAGGAGGAUGAGCACGCUCAGGAUGGUAGAGAUAUCCAUGACGUCCUCGACCUUAACGCAACAUCAUCCAAUAGUCUAUCCUCUGUCUUCUCAGUUACCACCCUGGGCUCUCCUCCUACGCUUGCUGUGCAAGGCCGUAAGAAGGCAAAACGAGUUCGAGUGGACGCACACGCCACCGUUCAUGAGAGGAAAGUGCGCUUUGACGAAACCAAAAAUACGGAACAUCCACAUUUUAGCCUUGAUGAACGCUUUGACCAGUCCACGAGUCCUAUUGUCCUAUCGCCGAUUCUAUCACCCACAAACCCUCUUUUCUCCACACUAUCUCAACCGCCACUAUCCAGUUCCUUUGGCCCCCAGAUACAUGAUCAAGGUGAAGACAAUGACGAUGACAACUCGCAAGACACAACCUUGUUCUGUGCUUCGCAGCAGUUUCAGGAUGUUGCAUCCAGUCUGGAUCGUCUCAUGGGCAAUGGUUCUCCCAACAGCUCGAUUCUAAGCCCACCUUUUACUUUCAGCAGCCCUACCAGCAGCCCCAUCCGUAGUCCUACAUGGAGUCCCUCUAAUUCUCCCUCCCUCGGCUCCCCUUUUACUUUCCAAGACGCACCCCCCUCACCAGUCCGCCCUGCUUUCCUAUCUGCUCGGUAUUCGCCUCCUUCCUCUUCGUCCUUAUCCUCUUCAUGGUCGCCUUCAUUCGACUCCAAUAGUGCCCAAGGUGACAGUGACAAUAAUGCCUUUGAAACUGCCCAAGUUCCUUCCCCAAGGCGACCCUCACCCAAGCGAACCUCCUUUUCUCCCAGACGUCCUCGCAUCACAUCCCUGGGACAGCACCAGUUUUCUCCUUCCUCAGUCUCUGGGUCUCCUCGACCUCGUUUCCCCUGCAUGCUCAAGAGAGAAAACUCGAGCAUGGCGCUCCUAGACAAUGAACAUGGGAAUCUUACGCCCGAGAGACCUGCUUUACGCAAGAGAGAGCUCUCCAGCCUUUUUCUGUCACUCACAGACCACCAACAGGAACAAGUUUCUUCUUCGACUUUGAAUCUGAUCACACCUCCUAAUGAACAGUCUGUAAGCUCCGUCUUUGGCGUCGAAACUGCUGUGAAUCCCGAUACAGUUCAAUUCAACACUGCAAUUGCCACCAUUCUCAAUCCGAAUAUGCCACCGACAUUGAAGAAGUCGUCCUCUGAAAAUCUGAAUUCUAGUAAUGCGUUCUGGUUUGAUACACCAUCCAAGACAUCUCAACUCAAAAGAUUUUCAUCAUUUGAUUUAAAUCGUGCUUCAUCAUCUGAGCCCUUAUCAUUCAAGAUGCCAGGAACACUCUCUCCUCCUGCAUCGCAGUUCUGAUGUUUCAGUCGGAACUUUUUUUUUUUGUUUUGUUUUUGCUCUCUUUUGAUCUACAAAUCUUUAUCAUUAUCAGUUAUCACUUGUACUUUCUUUGUGACAAUUUGUACAUUACAUUUUUUUUCAAAUUCCUCAAUUGUAUUUCUCCCUCACCUCACCUCACUUCUCAACCCUGCUGUAAAAUGUAUAAACUACAAAAAAAAAAAAAAAAGAAAAGAAAAAAAAGGAAAAAGCACUAAUAGAUUUAUAUACCCUUAUUUUAAACAUUCCAG
Molecule: messenger RNA, 2249 nt
Organism: Lobosporangium transversale
Lineage: Eukaryota; Fungi; Mortierellomycota; Mortierellomycetes; Mortierellales; Mortierellaceae
Exons: 1
Source: RefSeq, a predicted model, not a curated record